UACAGUAAAAUCGCUAAAAAUCUGCAGGUGCCUUAUUAACUCCCCUGCAGAAUAUCGAAAUAGGUGGCGCUGCAUUUCAACUCACAGUUUCGUACAUGAUUCUUCGAAAUAAUUUUUAAAUAAAAGUCCAAAACUAAAUAAUUAAAUAUGUUAUUUUGUCUUAAUUUGUCAUAAUAAAGACAUCUAUAACAAUAAACGAUGGUAAACACUUGUAAAACAAUAAAAACUAAAAAGCGAAACUGUCGCGCAUGCGCUCGGAGAACCGGAUCUAACAAAAAAACGUGUGCGAAUAAACGUAAACAUCCAACGAAAAACCUCCGAUUCAACGAAAAACCUUCGAUUCAACGGAAAAGAAAAUAGAAAGAUAUCAACCAGGAAAGACAGGAAGAAUAAUCUGCGACUGAAAAGGAAACGUGUUGCUGUUGGUGAACUGUAUAAGAAGCUUGUGAGAUUUCCAUUUGAAAGGGGAGUUGUCCUCGUACCCAUGCUUCAUACAAUUGAGCACUGAGCAAAAGAAUGUACGCUUUAGUAGUGUGGUUGGAAAAUGGAAUUGAGGUAGAGGGAGUCAUUCCAAUUUCCUGGGUGGACUUCAUAGAAAAUGUGAUAUAUUGGCCACCUGGAGUGGACGCAAAACCCUACAUAGAAAAACUCAGCACGCCACUAAUAACUUCCUGGAGAUCCUUUCCGUUGAAGAAAGUUAAACAUAAGUCUGAACAGAAGUCUGAAUGUGAUGAUUAUACUUUCACAACAACUCAAGAGACAGAUUCAGAGGAGGAGGAUCUGAAACGGAAGCCAAAGAAGAAGAGCUUUCAAGAUUAUGUAACUGGUUCAGAAACAUCAGAUGCUUGUGCUACAGGCGGUACCAAAACUGGAGAUUCUGAACAUGAGAAAUCCAAUUCUGACACAUCAGUUGCUUGUGCUACAGGAGUAACUUAUACUGGAGGCUCUGAAUAUAAGAAAUCUGGAACAUUGCCAAUACCACCAAAUAAGAAAAAAAGUACAUCACAAGCAGUUAUAAGUCCAGGAACAAAUCUGGCCUCCAAAAGUCAACUUUCUGGUCUGUCCCAGACUAAAACUUCUACAAGUCAGUCCCUGACCAAAUAUAGUAAAAGUUCUAAUUCUGGUCAGUCCCAGACCAAAACUGCUUCAAGUAAGUCCAUGACCAAAAAUAGGCAAGGUUCUAUUUCUGGUCAGUCCCAAACCAAAAUUGCUCCAAGUAAGUCCCAGAGCAAAACUACUCUAAGUCAGUCCAAGAGCAAAAGUACUCCAAGUCAGCCUCAGGCAAAUAAAAGUAGUUCAGGUUCCCUUACUGGUCAGAACAAGACCAAAACUAUUUAUAGAUCACGGUCAAGGUCCUCUUCCAUGUCAAGUUUACCAUUGAGGUCAAGGUCUCAAAGUAGGUCUAGGUCAAGGUCGUCUUCAUUAGGACAGAUUAAUAUGUCACCCUUUAUGUCCAGCACUAUGUUAGAAGACAAGUCAUGCAGGUCAAGGUCUAGAUCAAAAUCCAAUGAGUCUAGAUCAAGGUCAAAAUCUAAAACGUAUCGCCAUAAUCGUUCCCACAGGUCUAGGUCAAAAUCAUAUAGGUCUAGAUCAAGAACAAAUGAAUCUAGUUCUCAGUCAAAAAAUAAAGAGUAUCGAAAAUACAGGUCUCGGUCAAAGUCAUUCAGGUCUAGAUCUAGGUCAAGAUCCAAUGAAUCAUAUGCUAGGUCAAUAGACAGGUCCAACAGGUCAUCCCGCAAGUCAUUUGACCGAUCAGACAGGUCAGUUGUUCCCCCGGACAACUCAACUCGGAAGUCAUCGACUAAUAAAACUGAGGACAAAUUUCCUAUGCCAGAAGCACGAUUUCAGAGACGUGUUCUGUUCAAACUCUGCGAGUUAAGUGCAGAAAUACAGUCUUUGAAAAGAAUAAAAAGUGUACGACAAGUCGGGACUGUUGAAGAAGAGGACUUUUUCCAGGCAGAUUCUAUUGAUGAGUUCAAUCUGUUGGACGAGAGAAUAAAAGGACCAGAGGAACGACAAAAAAUGGUUUAUCAUCUUUCACUGAUUGGUGGAGCAAAUACGAAGCAGGCUGUGCAGAACAUAUUAGAAAGAUUGAUGUCUAAUAGACUGAUGUCUAAAUUCAACUCAAAGGGAGUUAAAGGGAAGCUAUCGUUUGAAUCAUCAGAGACAUUCAAAGUUGUAAUUGCUAGUGCCAUGAAGGGAAACAAUGAUAUUACAGAACACCAAGUCAAGGAAGUUAUCAGCUACCACCUGAAAUACGCCCCAUACAGGAAAGGAGGUGGAAAAAGAUACCUUGACAAUAAUCCAUAAUUUUUGUUAAUGACAUGCUAAGGAUGCCUCACGCUUAGGACCUGCGGAUAAAUGUUUUGUGGCUUAUCCCUUUACCAAACAAUAACGGGAUUUUACGGGAUUGUUGCAGACGAAUCUUGAAAUAAUAGUGAUACAAGGAGAAAUUGCUCAUGAUGAACAAUUUCUCCUUUUAUCACAAUGAUUUCUUCCCUACCACAUUAAUUUCUCCAUAUUCCAUUACAAUUUUGUUAGCCUUCCAAAACCUCUUUCAAUUUCUGAGUGUCCAAAAUUUGCCAUUUGGUAAAGGGUUAAAGUGCUUAUUGGUAUGAAGGAUUAAUGAAGCUGUACAACAAUCUUUUACACAUUUAAUUUCACCGAUUUCUCGAUAUCUUUUAACCCUGUUUAAACAUGUAUUCAUGAUUUUCAUGUAAUGACGAACACUGUUAAAUAGUUUUGUAUUAAAUAUGAUAUUGCAAGACAAUUACAAAUGCCAUCAAUUCUUGACCCUUAACCAAACAGUAACAAGAUUUUAGGGGAUUGUUAAAGACAACUCUUAAAAUGUUUGUGGAAAAAGGAGAAAUUGCUUAAUUAUUUCUAACUUACCAAAUCAAUUGUUUCAUAUUCUAUAACAAUUUAAUUAGUCAUCUGCAACCUCUUUCAAUUUUGGUCAGUCCAAGAUAUGUUGUUUGAAAAGGGUUAAUUAUCUCUGUAUCCAGUGAUGAAUCAAUUAGUGGUCUGAGUCGAACACAAAAGUCUUUUAUCCAGUGUUGAGUCCAUUACUGCUCUGACUAAACCCCAUAGGUAGUUCAUUACUGCAGAUCUUUGACUCUUUUAGCAGACAACCAAUUUGAAACUUUGCCAUAACAAUUGUAUUUGGCAUCUGCAAUCUGUUUCAAUUUGGGAAGGUCUAAAAUUUGUCGUUUAGUAAAGGGUAAUGGGUGCAAUCAAGCCUCGCAAAAAAAGUUUGCUACUAUUACUAUUGGUGAUUGUUUUGUUUUAAACAGUCUUAUUGCACAUGUAUAUUGUAAAGUUUAAUUACAACAUGGAGAAGGCCAAGAUUUUGUAUUUUGUAGAUCCAUAAUUGUAAAUUACUAUGUGUUAUUACUAUAUUUAUAGCAAACAUGUGCUUGACAUUUUUUUAAACAAUGAAAAUGCUACAACGACCCAGAACACACUCAAAUAGACGUUUGAAAUCUCAAAUUCAGUAAUAUCAUCAUGAACUGCUGGGUCGAUUUCCAUCAUACUAGAUCUGUUAUGAAUUUACUCUUGAAAGGACUAUUUGUGAGCGAUCCAGGCCAAACAUGUUCUAACUUCUUCAUUACAUUGCUUUGAUAGAUAUGUCAUGUGAAUGUUAUUAAUUGAAUCAUUUAAUGAAUUGACCAUGUCUGUAGAGAUCUGUAAUGAAUACACUUCUUGGAAGAAGUACAUAAAAUGAAAUGUUUGUUCGUUUUCAUUUAAAGAAUUACAUUUUGCAAAAAGAUAAUUAUGUAAAUAUGUGGUCAUUGAAAUGUCUGUCACAAUCCCCUUUGAAAAAUAAAGAUGGGAAAACAA
Molecule: messenger RNA, 3840 nt
Organism: Dreissena polymorpha
Lineage: Eukaryota; Metazoa; Mollusca; Bivalvia; Myida; Dreissenidae
Product: serine/arginine-rich splicing factor 4-like
Exons: 11
Coding region: 517-2310 (597 amino acids)
Source: RefSeq, a predicted model, not a curated record